AUGAAUUUCGCCACACAUGUGAAAACGAUAGCCGACAAGGCGGACGAACUAUCUGCGCUGUCCCAAAUACUACCUAACGUUGACGGCCCUAAAGCCAGUAAGAGAAAAUUGCUCUGCUCGUUGUCGACCAUGAAAAAGGGAAAGCUACAGAUAGCCGAUGACGCGAGUGCACUAAGGAUCAGUAGCGCCUAUGGGACGAUCUCAAACGUAGCGGCAACGGUUAGAGCAAGAAUAACACCAAUAGACAUAAAAGUUCAAGAAAGAACCGCGGUAUUUAACAAACAAAUGACAAAAACAGAAGCCAGGGAAAUAUCCAUGGAAAAAUGGCAAACAAGAUGGAACAAAGAAGUAAAUGGGACAUGGACAAAGAAGCUAAUCACAAACAUCAAACCGUGGGUCCUUCGAGGAUACGGAGAAACAAACCAUACAAGCUCUAAGGGGCCAGGGAUGUGUAACAGGUGGACCAAAUACAGGAUAUGUGCAGAAAACCAGAUGGGAAAAGAGUUACGUGUGGAGAACCUCAUUGAAACAAUGCUAGACAAUGAACAAUACUAG
Messenger RNA from Zophobas morio, 555 nucleotides. RefSeq lists its product as uncharacterized. The record is from RefSeq and is a predicted model, not a curated record. NCBI's taxonomy places the organism in Eukaryota, Metazoa, Arthropoda, Insecta, Coleoptera, Tenebrionidae. The transcript has 3 exons. Bases 1 to 555 code for a protein of 184 amino acids.